GAAGGGUCCUAAAAAUUUGGGGCUAGGCGCCUGCCUCAAUUGCCUAAAGGCAGGGCCGCCCCCGACAGCGGCCCUGGGAUUUUCCAUUCAGCACAAAACAAAUAUCCUUUCUGAUCCCUUCAAACGAUCCUAUCUUCUGUAUGUUAGAUGAUCAUUCCCCUACGUGGCUCUUCCUAGCUAGCUUGCUUCUCCAUCAGUUCAUAAUAACUAGUAGUAAUCAUAUAGCUACUAGCUACUGAAGAUGGAAGAUCUGUUGAGCUUUCUCAUGGGAGUCAUUGGCAACAUCAUCUCAGUGCUGGUCUUUCUCUCUCCCCUAAAGACGUUUUGGCGAAUAGUGAAGCAGAGAUCGACAGAGGAAUUUGAGAGCGUGCCAUACAUAUGCUCACUGCUGUGUUCAUCCCUAUGGGCUUACUACGCCCUCACCAAGUCCGGCGAACUCCUGGUGGCCACCAUCAAUGGCUUCGGCAUUGUCGUUGAAACUACCUACCUCAUCUUGUUCCUCAUCUUUUCACCUCGCAGGAUGAGGAUGAAGACUGGGAUUCUGGUGGGAAUAUUGGAUGUGGGGAUUUUAGCAGCGGCAAUAGGAGUAACCAAGAUGACUUUGCAAGGAGAAAAACGUACUGAGGCAUUAGGCUUCAUCUGUGCUGCCCUAAACAUCCUCAUGUAUGCUGCCCCUCUAUCUGCCAUGAAAACAGUGGUGACGACCAAAAGUGUGGAGUACAUGCCAUUCCUUCUCUCAUUCUUCCUUUCCAUAAAUGGAGGGGUUUGGACUUUCUAUUCUCUCCUCCUUCCUGAUUACUUUCUUAUGGUACCAAAUGGGGCAGGAUUCGUACUUGGAGUGGUGCAGCUGGUGCUGUAUGCAAUUUACAGAAAUCCAAAGUCCUUGAAGAAAAACAACGUUUCAGAUGCAGGACUGGUGGAGGAGCCCCUCAUCUCCUCUUAUUCAAUUACUGCCCCGGACCAUUCAUAAUCAUGCGGAAGAAGCAAUUGAAGAAUUCACAAAAAAUACCCCAAUCAUUUGUUUAUUUUCAAGAGAAUAAAACUAUCUUAUUAUUUAUUAGUUUAAUUAUUUGUGAAAAAGUUCCUAAAAAUGAAAAAAAAAUAAAUUUUCUGA
This is a messenger RNA of Malania oleifera, 1114 nucleotides long. Its product is annotated as bidirectional sugar transporter SWEET17. The record is from RefSeq and is a predicted model, not a curated record. Gene Ontology annotation, cellular component: membrane. The transcript has 6 exons. Gene Ontology annotation, biological process: carbohydrate transport. Gene Ontology annotation, molecular function: sugar transmembrane transporter activity. Lineage: Eukaryota; Viridiplantae; Streptophyta; Magnoliopsida; Santalales; Ximeniaceae. The coding region runs from base 242 to 970 and encodes 242 amino acids.